This is a messenger RNA of Paramuricea clavata, 1092 nucleotides long. The record is from the annotation of a GenBank genome assembly. NCBI's taxonomy places the organism in Eukaryota, Metazoa, Cnidaria, Anthozoa, Malacalcyonacea, Plexauridae.
AUGGACAUGCUAAUUGGACAAAAUAACCCACAACGUCCCAAUCAAGAUCUUUCUAACUUUAUAGAGCAGCUUUGUCUAACAAACCUUAUAACGAACCCUACUAGAGUGACAAAAUCUACCAAGAGCCUGCUUGAUGUCAUAUUAGUGUCUCAUCCAGACAGGUUUGUCACAAGUGGUAAUUUGCAUUUGGGAAUCAGUGACCAUGACUUAAUAUACGUUGUUAGAAAACAAAAACUUCCGAAAACAAAGGCCAAAUCUAUUGAAUUCCGUUCAAUAAAGAAUUUAAAUCAUGCUGCUUUCAAAACCGAUCUUGGGACAAUCCCUUGGGAUAGCUCAUAUAUAUUUGAGAAUGUGGAUGACGUUUGGCAUCAUUGGGCAAGCUUAUAUUCAUCUGUGCUUGACAAACAUGCACCAGUGCAGAAAAUACGCUUCAGAACUAAUCAGUUACCUUGGAUAAAUCCAAACAUUCAGAAACAAAUGCGCCUUAGGAAUCGUUUGUAUAAGAAGUUUCGUCGAUUUUCUACUGAAGCGAACUGGUUAAAUUACAAAGUACAACGUAAUAAAGUAACAUUGUUAAAAAGGGAUGCAGUUAAAAAUUACUGUUCCGAUGCGGCUUUUUGCACAUUGUCUCGUUCUGUCGGCCAAUUUUGGAAAAAAAUGAAACCUCUGCUACCGACCAGCAAAUCUAGUGUUGACACUUCAGUAAUAAAUCUAUUGGAAGAAGGCAAAGUCGUAACUGAGCCUAGUGCUGUUUUUAAUGAUUAUUUCUCUAAACCAGUUGUUGAGGACACUAUACUGAAUAUGUCUGAGCAGGAUUUCAUGAAUCAUAUGAGUGUAAAGUCGAUCACGAAUCGUUGUUAUGACUUUGACUUCUCUUUCCAACAAGUUAACACUGUUUAUAUUACUGAUCUACUCUCAAAUCUGAAUGAAAGGAAAUCCACUGGUCCUGAUGGAAUUUCUCCCAAGCUUCUGAGAAUAUCUGCUUCUGUUAUCGCCGAACUGUUAGCAAACUUGUUUAACUAUUGUAUCGCAAAAUGUGCAUGGCCAAGGGAAUGGAAGUGUGGCGAUGUUACUGCGGCUCAUAAGAGGUGA